Messenger RNA from Mesocricetus auratus (golden hamster), 1976 nucleotides. It is a transcript of the gene Tmem171, whose product is annotated as transmembrane protein 171. The transcript is spliced from 4 exons. Lineage: Eukaryota; Metazoa; Chordata; Mammalia; Rodentia; Cricetidae. Bases 937 to 1905 code for a protein of 322 amino acids. The record is from RefSeq and is a predicted model, not a curated record.
UGUCAAAUGUCACGGGGCAGGUUACAAAUAGCAUGGGGAUUAGCAACCCCAUCAGCAACUCGUGUUCAAGGGCAGGGAAAGUUAACAGUUUAAUCCCUGGAGCACCAGGAAGGGUGUUUUAUGGCAAAGGAGGUCUGUGUGCACAUACAUAUAUGACCAGGACUGGACAGGGGUGGCAUACUACAGAACUCGAUGUGUGAUCCACUUCAGUCUGGGAGCAAGAGUGAAUGCUCGCUCUCUAGCCAGCCCAGGUGUUCCCACAUCCUGUUGUUGAAAGCUCCCUGUUGGGCUCUAGUUCCAGUGACCCUCCUGUCAAGAUCUCAGAGCAGUAGACGGUCCACCUGCCUUCUGGACUGCGGACGGUGGGGAUCCGGCUCAGCCUCGGACUCGAAUAGUGUCCUCGGCUUUCUCUGUUGAUUUGCCCGAGCUCAACUCUAGCCCAGCUCAGCUCUCCUGCAAUCCCGGGAGCUCUGCGUCUAGGCUGCAAAGGGACCGGCUCCCCUCCCAGCUGCCCGCCACGCGGCCGGCCCGAGCUGCCAGGGGGACAAUCUCAACUCCCUGGUACCCCCAGCUUGGUGGAGCGUGCCAGUCUGCCUCCCCACUCCCCUCUUCCCUUGCGUGCACCCCCUAGUCUUACCGCCUCUAGUUCUGCGCUCGGGCGCCCAGCGCCCAGGCCCCAGGAGGGCAGCACCCGGCGACGGCCAGCUCCCACCGGUCAGCCCUGCCUUGCCCCGCCCGGCCGCCGUGCCCGCGGACCCGGCACCGCCUGGCCCUGUGCACAGGCAGGCGGCCCGCCCUCCGCGCCCGGACGCGCAAAGGGUGUGCGUGGAAGCCAGGCGUGCAGCGGAGAGUUCCAGGACAAGCUCAGAGUCUGAAACUGCAGAAGAGAAGGAGACACAUUUCACCUUCCCGUCGGAAGCCUUUUCUCUUCUGGCCAUGUCUUCCGUAGGAACUGCUGAACCAGAUGGGGACCAGAGGGACAGACAUGUCAGCAAGCUCAUUUUCUUCCUCUUCAUCUUUGGUGCAGUCCUGAUGUGUGUGGGAGUCUUGCUCUCCAUCUUUGGCUACCAGGCAUGCCAAUAUAGGCCCCUUUCACACUGCAGCAUGGUGCUAAAGAUUGCCGGGCCCUCAUGUGCAGUGGUGGGUCUUGGUGUUGUGAUUCUGGCCCGCUCCCGGGCACGCCUGCACCUGCGGGAGGGACAGCGGCGAGGCCACCAGGACCCUGACCAAUCCUUCGUCUGUGGAGAGAGCCGCCAGUUUGCCCAGUGCCUCAUCUUUGGGUUCUUGUUCCUGAUCAGUGGCAUGCUCAUCAGCGUCCUGGGCAUUUGGGUGCCUGGAUGUGGCUCAGACUGGGAACAGGAGCCACUGAAUGAGACAGACACUGGAGAGGCAGAGACCCAGAUCUGUGGCUUCCUGUCUCUGCAGAUCAUGGGGCCCUUGAUUGUGCUUGUGGGACUGUGUUUCUUUGUGGUGGCCCAUGUUAAGAAGAAAAACAACUUGAGUUCAAGCCGAGAUGCCUCUGAAAUGGAAGGGGGGCACAUUCACAGUAUGGAGCCUGUCCACAUCACUGUAGGUGACUCCGUGAUAAUAUUCCCGCCCCCUCCACCCCCUUACUUUCCUGAGUCUUCAGCAGGAACUCGACCUUCUGGGCCCAACAGCUUGCACCACACUGAAAACCCACCUUCCUAUUGCAGUCUUUUUAACUACGGGACCCCAACUCUUGAGAGCCAGGGCGCAGUCUCCGAGAGAGAACAGGAAAUCAUAUACACCAUUUCUGGACCUGGUUCGCCCUCUGAGAGCUCACACCCUGGGCAUCUUCCACUGGACCUGCCUCCUAGAUAUGAAGAGAAAGAAACUGCCCUCGCCACACCCUUGGAUGCACCUUCUGAGCCGUCCCCACCCUGAAUUAUGGAGUUUAGUUUUAUAUAUUUCAUGGAUUUUUUAUUUAAUUUUUUAAUAAAACUACAAUAACAUUG